AUGGUUUUAGUGUUCUGUUGGACAGGAUUGGGAGCUGCUGACGGUAACGUGGAGAUUUACUUUGACUAUUAUGUGGACUUUACUCUAAAACAAAGCAAUGGAGAUUGCUGUCUCCCUGCUGCUGGUGUUUGCUUGGAGAGCUGUGCCAACUAUUUUGAAGUGUGUUAUCGACCUGGCAAUACAACUGAACUCUUUCUGACCUGUCAGACAACUGGAGUGCUUCUCACUGCACCUCAUCCAGUAUUUCUAUCGCUUUCUAGCAUAAUAUUUACAUUAAACCAAACAUUGGGAAAUGGUGUAAGGAACCCCAUUUCUUUGUUUUUUAAAGGUUCCUGGCCGGGUGGAUUGAAUCUGGAAGUUAAUGUGUCGAACAAUUACACAAGUCCUCCUGCAUUGAUAGUGUCAUUUGAGUAUGAGGAUAGUAACACCAGCUAUGGAAAUUUUAGUUCACUAAUAUCUUUGGAAGAUUUCACUAAAACAAAAUUUCUUGAUAUUAAGUGGCGAGUGAGAUGUAGUGAUAAUUUCUACAAUGAGGAUUGUUCCAUAUUCUGUAAACCUGUGGAUGAUGUCAGUGGCCACUAUGACUGUUUAUCAAAUGGAACAAAGAGUUGCCUUCCAGGAUGGACAAAUCCACAAAACAAUUGUACUACAGCUUUAUGUGCAAGUGAGUCGUGCCAGAACAACGGAUCAUGCAAAAUUGAGUUUGGCGAGAUUAAGUGUAACUGCAUCAUUGGAUACGGAGGAGACUAUUGUGAAACAAGUUAG
Corticium candelabrum is the source of this 765-nucleotide messenger RNA. RefSeq names its product delta-like protein 4. Gene Ontology annotation, cellular component: membrane. Gene Ontology annotation, biological process: Notch signaling pathway; cell communication; multicellular organism development. The transcript is spliced from 4 exons. Lineage: Eukaryota; Metazoa; Porifera; Homoscleromorpha; Homosclerophorida; Plakinidae. The record is from RefSeq and is a predicted model, not a curated record. Bases 1 to 765 code for a protein of 254 amino acids.